Messenger RNA from Salvia miltiorrhiza (redroot sage), 2968 nucleotides. Its product is annotated as pentatricopeptide repeat-containing protein At1g11290, chloroplastic. The transcript has a single exon. Bases 434 to 2836 code for a protein of 800 amino acids. The record is from RefSeq and is a predicted model, not a curated record. Gene Ontology annotation, biological process: RNA modification. Gene Ontology annotation, molecular function: protein binding; RNA binding; zinc ion binding. Lineage: Eukaryota; Viridiplantae; Streptophyta; Magnoliopsida; Lamiales; Lamiaceae.
UUUCAAUUAAAAAUAACUAGCUCAUUAAGUAUCUAUUAUUAAGUUAUCUGUAGUGUAUUGAAUCUAUUUAAUGUAUAAAUAUAUGGUUUGUUUUUCUUAAAACAAGCUGUAUGGAUUGUCCAAAAUAUUUUUGAUUCAAUGGCUAUUGCCACGAACGCUUGUGAAAAUUUAGUCCCUAAUGAGAAUUCGUGACUCCGCCAAGAAGAUACAAAUACCGGAGUUGAGAUGUGAGUUUCGAUGUAUUAAUCCAAUUGGAUGGGUGGAAUUAGGAGCAAGGAACACAAUUCAGUUUGAAAUCCAAGAUCAACGGCUUAGGAUCCGUGAUUGAUGGAAUUGGAAGUAGGCGGGUUCAGCCACAGCAGAUUAUAACCAUACAUAGUCAUAGACAACAAAAUUAACCGAAAAAUCCCAACGGCAACGGCCUCAUCAUAUCAUGAGCUCGCUGCUACUGCCGCGCACAGCGCCGCCACCGCCAUUCCUUUCAGCAAGGGUGUACAUCCCUCCACAUGUAUACAAACACCCAGCCGCAAUCCUCCUAGAGCUCUGCGCUUCCGUGAAAGAGCUCCACCAAUUCCUCCCUCUCAUCAUCAAAAACGGCCUCUACAACGAGCACCUCUUCCAAACCAAGCUCGUCAGCCUCUUCUGCAAAUUCGGCAGCAUGACCGACGCCGCCAAAGUCUUCGACUCCAUUCAAACCAAGGUCGACCCCCUCUACCACACCCUCCUCAAAGGCUACGCCCACCAUUCCAAUCUCGACGGCGCUUUCAACUUCUUUGCGAGGAUGAAGCACGACGCCGUCGAGCCCGUCAUCUAUAAUUAUUCCUAUCUACUCAAAGCCUGCGCGGAUAAUUUCGAUUCGAGGAGGGGUAGGGAGAUUCACGCGCAGUUGGUGUUGAGCGGGUUGUCCGCCAAUUUGUACGCCAUGACUAGCCUGAUGAACCUCUACGCCAAAUGCGGUGCGGUUCAGGAUGCGUGCAAGAUGUUCGAGAGAAUGCCUGUGAGGGAUUUGGUGUGCUGGAACACCGUGAUUGCGGGUUUUGCGCAGAAUGGGAUGCCAAAAAAGGCGUUGGAUUUAGUAGUGAGGAUGCAGGAAGAAGGGCAUAGCCCUGAUUUGGUCACUGUGGUUUCCAUUUUGCCUGCCAUUGCCGAUCUUGGGGAUUUGAGGAUUGGGAGAUCGAUCCACGCUUGUGUUUUCCGACGCGGGUUGGAGUCGUAUGUGAAUGUUGCUACUGCCUUGUUGGGCAUGUACGCAAAAUGUGGGCCGAUUGGGACUGCUCGAAGCAUCUUUGAUUCCAUGAGUUCAAGAACAGUUGUGUCUUGGAACUCAAUGAUCGAUGCUUAUGCUCAAAGUGGGGAUUCUGAGGAGGCAUUGCAUCUGUUCCAAAAGAUGCAAGAUGCGGGAUUGAAGCCUAGUAAUGUUACCGUUAUGGGAGCUCUGCAGGCGUGUGCGAAUUUGGGUGACAUCAAGCGCGGUCAGUUUAUCCACGAGCUGGUUAAGCAGUUGGGACUCGAUUCUGAUGUGGCUGUCACGAAUUCUUUGAUUUCAAUGUAUUGCAAGUGCAGGAGAGCAGAUGUAGCUGCUGAAUUGUUCAGUAAACUGAGAGUGAAGACACUGGUUUCUUGGAACGCGAUGAUAUUGGGAUAUGCACAGAAUGGCCGCACAAUGGAAGCUAUCAGCCUCUUUGGUGCAAUGCAGGAACAGAACGUGAAGCGUGAUUCAUUCACGUUGGUGAGUGUCAUCACUGCUGUAGCUGAGUUGUCGUUGUUGAGGCAGGCGAAGUGGAUCCAUGGAGUGGUCAUAAGGGCAUGUUUGGAUAAGGAUGUUUUCGUGAUGACUGCUCUUGUAGACAUGUAUGCCAAGUGUGGAGCUAUACACACAUCAAGGAAGGUGUUCGACCGGAUGGGGGAGAGGCAUGUCACGACGUGGAAUGCCAUGAUAGAUGGAUAUGGAACCCAUGGUUUCGGGAAGGAGGCAGUGCAGUUGUUUGAUGAGAUGUGCAGAGGGGAUAUAUCACCAAACGACAUCACAUUCUUGUGUGUGAUCUCGGCUUGCAGCCACUCGGGCCUUGUAAAGGAAGGCCGUUGUUAUUUUAACCUCAUGAAGGAGACAUACGGCCUAGAGCCUGCAAUGGAUCACUACGGAGCCAUGGUGGAUCUUCUUGGUCGAGCUGGGCAGCUCGAGGAGGCUUGGGACUUCAUCCAGACGAUGCCCGUCGAGCCAGGGCUCAACGUGUAUGGGGCCAUGUUGGGAGCUUGCAAGAUUCACAAGAAUGUGGAUUUGGGAGAGCAAGCUGCUGAUAAACUGUUUGAGUUGGAGCCUAAGGAGGGUGGAUAUCAUGUUUUACUUGCAAAUAUCUACGCAAUCGCAUCAAUGUGGGGGAAGGUAGCGAAGGUGAGAAGCUUGAUGCAGAGGAAAGGGAUUCAGAAGACUUCCGGGUGCAGCUCCGUGGAUCUGAGACACGAGGUGCACACGUUCUACUCUGGGAGCACGAGCCACCCCCAGUCGGAGAAGAUCUAUGCGUACCUUAGCAAGCUGAUGGAGAGGAUCAAGGCAGCGGGGUACACGCCUGAUACCAGCUCGAUUCAUGAUGUGGAGGACGACGUGCAGGAGCAGCUGCUCAACACGCACAGCGAGAAGCUUGCCAUCGCGUUUGCACUCAUCAAUACAAGGCCCGGUGCCACCAUUCACAUCAGGAAGAAUCUGCGGGUGUGUGCAGACUGCCACAACGCCACCAUGUUCAUCUCUCUGGUUACCCAACGUGAGAUUAUUGUGCGGGAUAUGCAUAGGUUCCACCAUUUCAACAACGGGACCUGCUCUUGUGGAGGCUACUGGUGAGACCAUGCUUGAGAUUUUCUUCACCAAUUUUUGCACAACUAUUUAGAUUGGCAAGAGUUGAUUGUUGUGUUGGUGGAAUACAAAUAAUGUGAUGAUUUGAGUAAUAUAUGUCAUUUAUAUGUUGAUGUACUA